Molecule: messenger RNA, 806 nt
Organism: Zingiber officinale
Lineage: Eukaryota; Viridiplantae; Streptophyta; Magnoliopsida; Zingiberales; Zingiberaceae
Exons: 2
Coding region: 114-806 (230 amino acids)
Source: RefSeq, a predicted model, not a curated record
GAGCCAAGCAGUUGGAGCAGGAGAUACAAAACCUCAACCAGCGGCUCGCGGUGGAGUUCCGCCUCGCGGAAUCCCUGAAGAACUCCGCAGUGCGAGAAGAAGACCAUCAUCAGAUGCUGAGGCUCCAAGACGGAAGCUACCUCCGUAAGAUCAAGAAGCUCGGCCGGCCGUGGGGGAGCCUGGUCAUGCAGGUUUCGACGCCGAUGGUGGCCGAGAACGCCGUGACCGUCGAGGAGGUUUUGAGCGGCAUGGCUUCGUGCAAGAGGGAGGAAGUGUGCAAGUACCUGGAGGAAUCGAUGCCGUUGCAAGACGUGAGCCCGCACCGAUCGGGGGAGAUCAGGGGGAAGAAAGUGGCGGAGGGAUCGGAGGAUGACUUCAUGGAGGCUCUGCUUCUGAGCGCGAUUGAUAAGAUGGAAAGUUUGGCGGUGGAAGGGCUUCGGAUACAGAUGGGAACCGGCGGCGGCGGUAACGAGGUAGCCGAGGAGGAGAAUCCGGAGAAGGCGGCGAUGGCGAACGAGGACCGCGUUGUUCUAGUGGUGCUGAUUCAGAUCAGGGAUCCGAAGGAGAGCUAUGAGGCGGUGGGAGAGCUCAUGAUCGGACUGAUCGAGUCAGAUGCCGGAGAGGCCGCGGCCGGGAAAAAACUUGAAUUGCAGGGGAUACACAUUGCCGGGAUGAAGUGCACGACGGCGGCGGUCGCCGAUGGCAGAGACUACAUCUGGAGCACGUCGAUUAAAGGUUGCAAAGGACUGCACAAAAGCUGCUGCUUGCAUCUCGUCAGAAAUCCAAACCGUUUUUUCGCACGAUAG